Cucumis sativus (cucumber) is the source of this 1711-nucleotide messenger RNA. Its product is annotated as glucose-6-phosphate/phosphate translocator 2, chloroplastic. Bases 131 to 1306 code for a protein of 391 amino acids. The record is from RefSeq and is a predicted model, not a curated record. Gene Ontology annotation, biological process: transmembrane transport. Gene Ontology annotation, cellular component: membrane; Golgi apparatus. The transcript has 5 exons. Gene Ontology annotation, molecular function: antiporter activity; triose-phosphate transmembrane transporter activity; phosphoglycerate transmembrane transporter activity. NCBI's taxonomy places the organism in Eukaryota, Viridiplantae, Streptophyta, Magnoliopsida, Cucurbitales, Cucurbitaceae.
UCCCCUCUCUUUUCCCUCAACAAGAACAUCCUUCCUCCUUCAAUUUCUUUUCCAAAUCGUUUUCAUCCAUUUUGCAAAAUCCCAUCUGGGUUUGAUUCUUUUGCAUUAUAUCAGAUUUAACAGUUACACCAUGAUCUCUUCACUGAGGCUUACAUCUUCCCAUUUCAAUUCCACUGAAAUUGUCAACAGAAAAUCUCAACUUCUAAGGCCGAACAUACCGUUGCAGUCCCCAGAUUGCAGUGUUCUUAAACAUGUCGAUCGAUCUUUUUUAACCAAUAAACCACUUCACAUCUCGUCGGUUGAAAAUCUUUCUUUGCUCACAAAAUCAUCUGAGCGUUCCACGGUGUGCAGGGCUUAUGAGGCAGAAUCGCGACGUCUGCAAAUUAACAUUGAGCUUCCUGAUGAACAGACGACUCAGAAACUCAAAAUUGCGCUCUAUUUCGCCGCUUGGUGGGCUUUGAAUGUUGUGUUCAAUGUCUAUAACAAGAAGGUUCUUAAUGCCUUCCCUUAUCCUUGGCUCACCUCUACUCUCUCCCUCGCCGCUGGAUCGCUUAUGAUGCUUGUUUCUUGGACCACUCGAAUGGUCGACGCUCCCAAAACCGAUUUGGAUUUCUGGAAAUCUCUAUUGCCGGUCGCAGUGGCACAUACAAUUGGCCAUGUUGCAGCAACUGUAAGCAUGUCCAAGGUCGCAGUCUCAUUCACUCACAUAAUCAAGAGUGGGGAGCCGGCUUUCAGUGUUUUGGUCUCUAGGUUUUUGUUGGGUGAGAUGUUUCCAUUGCCCGUGUACUUAUCUCUAAUCCCAAUCAUUGGAGGCUGCGCUCUUUCCGCCAUUACUGAGCUCAAUUUUAACAUAAUUGGUUUCUCGGGUGCGAUGAUAUCAAACUUGGCAUUUGUAUUUAGAAACAUAUUCUCAAAGAAAGGGAUGAAAGGAAAGUCAGUGAGUGGGAUGAAUUACUAUGCUUGUCUCUCAUUGUUGUCUCUGCUCAUUCUUACUCCUUUCGCCAUUGCCGUGGAGGGACCCAAGUUGUGGGCUGAAGGACUCCAAAACGCUCUCGCUCAAAUUGGUCCCAAUUUCAUUUGGUGGUUGGGAGCUCAAAGUAUGUUCUAUCACUUGUACAAUCAAGUGUCUUACAUGUCUCUUGAUCAGAUAUCACCAUUGACAUUCAGCGUGGGUAACACAAUGAAGAGAAUAUUCGUAAUAGUGUCGUCCAUUAUCAUCUUCCACACGCCGAUCCGACCCGUGAACGGGAUUGGAGCUGCCAUUGCAAUCCUUGGAACUUUCCUCUACUCGCAGGCAAAGCUGUGAGAUGACAUGGGGGCUUAAAUUUGUGCAAUCUUUGUUGGGAGAUAUGGAAAUUGAAAGAGCAGCUGUGGAAGGAGGCUGCAGUUUGAUUGGGAGCGUUGAUGCGGAUUCUAUGCUUUUGCAUGUAAUGCUGUGGCCACAAGGAAGGGUUUGUUGGUGUAUGUUGAGAUUUAGGACUAAUAUAUUAAGAGAAAGUAAGAAAAUUUAUAACUUAUACUAUAUGGUAUAUAGUAAGGGCCGAGAGGAAGAGUUUUGAGAUAGUGAGGCACAGUAAUUGUUAAUCUUUAUUCUAAUUUAUUGUUUCAUUUUAUUAUGUGUGCCAUUAUCUUUAAUGUUUUAACCUUUAUCAAAAUCAUACUUCAAAAAAAUCAAGAGGGUAUGUCCCAGUUGGAUGAUUCUUGAAUUAUA